AUGUCAUCCUAUUAUAAACACAAGCCGAUACAAAGUUGAUACCGAUAAUAUAAGGAUAUAAGUGUAUCGUACUAUCGUACUUCUUGCUGCUUUUGUAGAUUAUUGUGAACACAUCCACUAAGCUGAAGUAUGAUAAAAAUCAAAGAAGACGUGCAAAGUGAAACUAGAUUCAAUGGCGCUGUGUCUUCGACAUCUUCGAAAAGUAGAAACCGCAAAUAUUCAGUGAAAGACAAAAAUCUUGUGUUGUGGAGAUCACCAAUAAAAACAUCAAAGUAUGCUGGACUGGAAAUAAUAUCUCUUAUAAACUUUUACGGAAAACGGUUAAUUUUCAACCGGAAUUUGGUGAUAGGGCUGAUAUUAUUUUUAGUAACGCUCAUAGCUAUGUGCCAUGUUCCGGGAUAUCAUCAGGAUUUUAUUCAAAUACUGAAAGUCAAUGGAUUUUUUAUAAUAUAUUGGGUUGGACUGGGAGUCCUUUCAUCGGUUGGUCUAGGAACAGGCUUGCAUACGUUCAUAUUAUAUUUAGGACCUCAUAUUGCCAGCGUCACCUUAGCAGCCUACGAAUGUAAUUCAUUGGAUUUUCCGGAGCCUCCUUAUCCUAACGAAAUCAUCUGCCCAGAUAGUGGUAAUUUCCGGAACCUCCCAUCUAUUUGGAACAUCAUGACAAAGGUGCGAUAUGAAGCCUUUUUGUGGGGUGCUGGAACAGCACUUGGAGAACUUCCUCCAUAUUUUAUGGCCAGAGCCUCAAGACUGUCAGCAGAAAAGCAUGAGACUCGAAAUAUUUGUGAAUUAGAGAAACUACACAAACGCAAAGAACACGGUGAAAAGUUAAGCCUCUUCGAAAGCGGCAAAUUGGCAAUGGAAAAAUUUGUAGAAAGAGUUGGUUUUCUUGGAAUUCUUCUUUGUGCAAGUAUCCCGAAUCCUCUUUUUGAUCUUGCUGGAAUUACAUGCGGACACUUUUUAGUUCCAUUUUGGACGUUCUUUGGAGCAACUCUUAUAGGCAAGGCGAUUAUUAAGAUGCACAUACAAAAAAUAUUUGUAAUAAUUGCUUUUAAUGAAAACCUGGUAGAAAAAGCAGUUGACAUGUUAAUAUUAGUUCCAGUUUUUGGCAAAAUAUUACAAGAACCUUUUAAAUCCUUUUUACAAAACCAAAAAGAUAGACUUCAUAGAGGAUCUGCCAAAUCUGCUCAGAAUUCAUCAAACAUAAUUCAAAAAGUAUUCGAAUUUCUAGUGAUUGUAAUGAUCUGCUUCUUUAUUGUAUCUAUUGUUAAUUCGCUAGCUCAAAGUUAUCAAAAAAAAUACAAGAAAAAUAAAAAAAAUAAGACAAUGUAAAUUGCAUUUAGCAAACAGCAUUCAGUAAUGAAAUAAAAUGUCAU
Molecule: messenger RNA, 1373 nt
Organism: Sabethes cyaneus
Lineage: Eukaryota; Metazoa; Arthropoda; Insecta; Diptera; Culicidae
Gene: Tango5
Product: vacuole membrane protein 1
Exons: 5
Coding region: 130-1329 (399 amino acids)
Source: RefSeq, a predicted model, not a curated record